Messenger RNA from Brassica rapa (field mustard), 760 nucleotides. Its product is annotated as napin-B-like. The record is from RefSeq and is a predicted model, not a curated record. Gene Ontology annotation, molecular function: nutrient reservoir activity. NCBI's taxonomy places the organism in Eukaryota, Viridiplantae, Streptophyta, Magnoliopsida, Brassicales, Brassicaceae.
CUUCACUUCACUCUUCACUCAAACUAAAACAACAGAACAUACACAAAUAACAAAUGGCGAACAAGCUCUUCCUCGUCUCCGCAACUCUCGCCUUCUUCUUUCUCCUCACCAACGCAUCCAUCUACCGCACAAUCGUUGAGUUGGAAGAAGAUGACACCACCAACCCAAUGGGCCCAUUCGGCGGAAAACAGAAAUGUAGGAGGGAGUUUCAGCAAGCACAGCACCUAAGAGCUUGCCAGCAAUGGCUCCACAAGAAAGGAAUGCAAGCCCGUCGUGGUCCUUGGUCCCUCGAGGAGGAGUUCGACUUCGAAGACGACAUGGUGAACUCUGAUUCCCGGAGACCGCCGCUACUCCAGCAGUGCUGCAACGAGCUUCACCAGGAAGAGCCAGAUUGCGUCUGCCCAACCUUGAAACAAGCGUCCAAAGCGGUUAGACUCCAGAUCCAACAGGGACAACCCCAAGUAGUGAGACGUAUCUACCAGACCGCUAAGCACUUGCCUAACAUUUGCCAAAUUCCGCAAGUUAGCAUUUGUCCCUUCAGGAAGACCAUGCCUUUCCAGCCUCCCCACUACUAGAUUCCAAAAGAAACACUCUGAAGUGUAUAUACGACGGUGAUGUUGAGUAAGGUUGUUGAUGUAUGUUAACACUAGUCACUAGGCAGUCACCGUGUUUAUGCUAUAAUAAAAAUGUACUUUAAUAAGAUGUUUGAGGCUAUUGUAAUUAGACCUUAAUAAAAGAGAAGUUAGUCUUGUUUUUUUUA